AUGGAGGGGACUGUGCUCUGCGUACUGCUUCUUCAAGGGCUUCUGGGCCUUGGAUGGGGAGAGAGUGAAGAACUUCGACUUUAUCAUCAUCUCUUCAGUAACUAUGAUGCUGGCAUGAGGCCAGUGAGGUGGCCAGAAGAGAAAGUCUCUGUUAAUUUAAAAGUCACCUUGACCAAUCUUAUCUCACUGAACGAGAAACAGGAGACUCUCACAACCAGUGUCUGGAUUGGAAUUGACUGGAAUGAUUAUCGACUCAACUACAGCAGUAAGGACUUUGGGGGAAUCACAACCCUGAGAGUUCCGGCUGACCUUGUGUGGCUCCCUGACAUUGGGCUGGAGAACAACAUAGAUGGAGUAUUCGAAGUGGCCUACGAGGCUAACGUGCUGGUAGGCGAGGGUGGCUUUGUGAGCUGGCUCCCCCCAGCCAUCUACCGAAGCACCUGCGCAGUGGAGGUCACCUAUUUCCCCUUUGACUGGCAGAACUGCUCGCUCAUUUUUCGGUCUCAGACGUACAGCUCGGCAGAGGUGGUUUUCGUCUUCUCAGAGGAGUCUGGUCAGAUUGUAAACAAAAUCCAGAUUGAUGAGGAGGCCUAUACAGAGAAUGGCGAGUGGGCUAUCGAUUUCUGUUCUGGGCAAAUCUGGUACCACGAAGACCGCUCCGUGGAUGCCCCUGGGAACAUGGAAAUCGUCUAUACACUUAUUAUCCGAAGGAAGCCCCUUUUCUACAUCAUCAAUAUCAUUGUGCCCUGUGUUCUCAUCUCAAGCCUCGUACUGCUAGUCUACUUCCUGCCGGCUCAGGCGGGCGGGCAGAAGUGCACAGUCUCCAUCUCGGUCCUCCUGGCCCAGACUGUUUUCCUGUUCCUCGUGGCGACGAAAAUCCCCGAGACUUCUUUGAGCGUCCCCCUUUUGGGGAGAUAUCUCAUUUUCGUCAUGGUGGUAGCCGCACUGAUUGUCAUGAAUUGCGUCAUCGUGCUCAACGUAUCCUUAAGGACGCCAAACACUCACGUUAUGUCCCCUCGGUUACGUUACGUUUUCUUAGAGCUGUUGCCAGGGCUUUUGGGUUCCAUGCCAUCUCCACCGGCGCCGGGAGCUGGUUCUUCCCAACGUAGGGCUUCCUCCCUGAGAAUUUUGCUCCGUGCGGAGGAACUGAUCCUGAGGAAGCCCCGGAGUGAGCUGCUGUUUGAGGGGCAGAGACAUCGGCAUGGGCCAGGGCCAGCUGCUUCCACUGCCGCACUGUGUCAGAGUCUGGGAACUGCUGCAUCAGAGAUUCGUUGCUGUGUAGACGCGGUGAACUUCUUGGCAGAAAGCAUGCGGGAACAGGAAGACUCUGGAGAGGAAGUUUCCAGCUGGGUCCUCGUGGGAAAGGCCUUGGACAACGUCUGCUUUUGGGCAGCCUUGGUGCUCUUUGGCUUUGGCACAGGCAUCAUCUUCCUUGGAGGUUACCUGAACCGAGUACCCGAUCUGCCCUUUCCCCCUUGUAUGUAGACUGUCCUUUGGACCAGGACACCUGUAAUCCAGGAGUCCACUCCAUCUUGACUCUUCUUGGCUAGUCCCAUCCUGAGAGCAAAUCUUCAGUGACCAGUCACUAAGGCCCAAGUGGAAAGGAGAACUCCCCAUUUCCCUUCCCAGGCAUCUCCCCCUUUUAACACUAUAAUAAUAGUAACAGCUAGUACUUAUGUAGUGUUUUAAUGUUUGCCAAGCACUUUACAUGUCAGCUUAUUUGAUCCUCAUGACAACCUUAUGAAAGAGGGAUUUAUCU
Molecule: messenger RNA, 1759 nt
Organism: Gracilinanus agilis (Agile Gracile Mouse Opossum)
Lineage: Eukaryota; Metazoa; Chordata; Mammalia; Didelphimorphia; Didelphidae
Gene: CHRNE
Product: cholinergic receptor nicotinic epsilon subunit
Exons: 12
Coding region: 1-1485 (494 amino acids)
Biological process (GO): regulation of membrane potential; monoatomic ion transmembrane transport; chemical synaptic transmission
Cellular component (GO): neuron projection; synapse; postsynaptic membrane
Molecular function (GO): transmembrane signaling receptor activity; acetylcholine-gated monoatomic cation-selective channel activity
Source: RefSeq, a predicted model, not a curated record